Molecule: messenger RNA, 567 nt
Organism: Arabidopsis lyrata subsp. lyrata
Lineage: Eukaryota; Viridiplantae; Streptophyta; Magnoliopsida; Brassicales; Brassicaceae
Product: gibberellin-regulated protein 11
Exons: 3
Coding region: 101-382 (93 amino acids)
Biological process (GO): digestion; lipid catabolic process
Cellular component (GO): extracellular region
Molecular function (GO): enzyme activator activity
Source: RefSeq, a predicted model, not a curated record
UAGAAGCCCCAUAUUCUACGCCUUUAUUUACAACAACAACCAAAAACAUUCAUUUGUCAUUUUGUCUCCUCUUUUAUUUUCUCUGAUCAAAGGAUUAGUUAUGGCUGUAUUCAGAGUCCUGCUUGCUUCUCUUCUCAUAUCUCUUCUUGUCCUCGACUUCGUCCAUGCCGAUAUGACGUCGGAUAACGCCCCUAAAAUCGAUUGCAAGAGUAGGUGCCAAGAACGGUGCAGUCUCUCGAGUAGGCCGAAUCUUUGUCACAGAGCGUGCGAGACUUGCUGCGCUAGGUGCAACUGCGUGCCACCGGGCACAUACGGAAACUACGACAAGUGCCCGUGCUAUGCUAACCUCACCACCCACGGUGGUCGCCGAAAGUGUCCUUAAAAACAAUGUCGAUGUUUGAUUUGCAGUUUCGUUAAUACUACUUUGUACGAGUAAUUUUUAUUAAUUUAUAUGGAAAUAAAAGGCAAGCAAGAGAAUGUUAUACGUUAUGUGCAACUCUUCGAUCUUUGUUAGUGUUUAUCCAAGUUGUACUUGUUGAUUUAAGAAUCGGUUUGGUUUUGGUCUGA